This is a messenger RNA of Saccoglossus kowalevskii, 614 nucleotides long. Its product is annotated as allograft inflammatory factor 1-like. The record is from RefSeq and is a predicted model, not a curated record. Gene Ontology annotation, molecular function: calcium ion binding; actin filament binding. Gene Ontology annotation, cellular component: ruffle membrane; actin filament. NCBI's taxonomy places the organism in Eukaryota, Metazoa, Hemichordata, Enteropneusta, Harrimaniidae. Gene Ontology annotation, biological process: actin filament bundle assembly; ruffle assembly.
UUGAAGGAAAUUAUCAACGAAGACUUAUACAAAGAUGAAGAAGACCUUGAAGAGAAGUUGGUACAAUUUAAAGCUCAGUUCAUGGAGUAUGACAACGACCAUUCAGGAGACUUAGGUUUGAUGGACGUACAACUAAUGAUGGAGAAACUUGGCCAGCCAAAAAACCAGCUGGAGUUGAAAAAAAUAAUUGCUGAAGUAGAUUUAAAUAAUUCAGGAACAAUCUGUUAUAGAGAGUUUGUGGUCAUGAUGCUUGGUAAAAAGUCUUCAAUUCUGAAGAUAAUCUUAAUGUUUGAAAAAAAAUCCAAGGAAGCUGAAAAACCGAAGGGAAUUCCAGCAAAGAAGACAUUUGAUGAUUUGCCCUGAACUCUGAUGUCUACUAGCUGUGUACAUAUUAUAUUUAGCUGUCUCUCUGCCAAGAAUUAUUCAAAAUUGAUUUAUUCUGUACUACAGGUGUUUUUAUUUUUACAUCCCACUACCCCACUCCAGACCCCCUCCCCCUCCAAGUAAAUCUAGUUAACCUUUGAAUGCCAAAUUUUUCCACCGAAAUCUUUUAAUUUUUUUAAAAUUUUUUUUAUAAUUUUGAAUGAGUAUGGAUUAAAAUAACAACAGUUCAU